AGCAAGUCGAGACAUACCGUCUCAGUGUGAAUACGUACUUCUUUUUCUUCCUUUGUUGAAGCGAGUAGGGUGUGAUUUUGAGGUAGAUUUGGCUGCCAUUUCUAGCAUGUGGAGCGAUCGCAUAGAGGCGAUUCUUCUCUUUACGGGAGGUGGUUCACACUUAGCGCUUACAGCAUAGCGAUACCUUCGUCAAUUGCAUUUCACAUACAACAACAACAACAACAACAACAACAACAACUACUACUACUACUACUACUACUACUACUACUACUACUACUACUACUACUGCUACUAUUAUUACCAUACCCCCUCGAACAUCCCGUCCAUCACCACUGCUAUUAACAUCCCUAUCACCACUCCCUCUACUACUACUACUACUACUACUACUACUACUACUACUACUACUACUACUACUACUACUACAGCGGUUGCUAUUUUGCAAGGAAUAUAAACAAGACGGGUAGAGUAGGGUAGGUAGGGCCGCAGUGGCGUGAUGAAGAAAGAAAGAACGAAAGAAAGAAAGAACGAAAGAAAGAAAGGACGGAAGGAAGGAAGAAGGAAAGGUCGAAAUUGAACCGAACAGAGAGUCGAUCCGGGUAGCAGACCCUUGUUUCUGUGGCUACCGGAGUCGUAAUAUUUACAACACAGAAGGCAGAGUUAAGAGUUCUUAGUCUUUUGUUUUUGUUAUUGUUAUUGGAUAGAUGAAAAUACCGGGUAGACAGUCUAAGGAGGAUAGCAACGAAUAAGCAACGGGGUAGCGUCGGACCAUUUCGUAUGGGGCAGUAACCGAAGAAGAAGAACAACAACACCAUCAACCCACCGCAUACAUACGUUAGAAAAAUUUUAUACGGGAUCAUUCGAAGGUGGAGUUUCUCAGUUGCGGACCACACGAAAACCCUCAGCGGCCAAACAGCAUUCACAGAGCUUGCUGCUGUCAGGGAAGGACGUAUUUAAACAGGAAUGACGAGGAUCAAAUACCAGCGGUUGGGGCCGUCCCUGGAUAACACUCAUGCCGGACAUGUAACCGCAAGGCUUCAGGAUAUAUUACUUCUAAUACUUCUACUGUUGGUCACUUUCUCCGGCCACUCAGUGUCCGCCGAAUAUGAUGAUACGAAAGGAUGUCAAGUUAAAAUUCAAAAAGCAUCAUCUUCUGAAAACCAGCCAUUUGAGGCACAAGCCACCAGGGGUUAUGUUAUUAACUCCUUGAAAGUAAUUAAGCAAAUUUCUUCGCAAGAAUGCGUCCCCAAUGUAAUGUAUGGUUACACGCUCACAUCAUGGUGGGUGAAAAAGGGAUGCGUUGCAAAGUUUAAAAUAGAAGAAUGUGAUAUUGCCGAUUGUGUCAUACGUACUCGAUCAGGGAGCAAUCCUUAUUUCGUCCUCACUUACCACCCUGCGACACCGGGCUUUCGUAUAAAACUUGUUAGUCUAUGGCAGCAGACAUCCUACCACCCCUGCCGGCCUGGUUCCACUUUAUUCUACAAUGAAACGAUGUGGUGGCUUGACAAAGGAUGCGAGGGCAGGUUUCAAAUUCUUGAAUGCCCUUUACUUCCGAUCGAUUAUGCCUUGACACCAACUGAAGCGCCCGGAGGGAGUCUGGAAGUAAACGAAAAUCACAAAAGCAACAGGAAGCAUUUUAAAUUCGACGCCGACACUAUAACCCCGGGCUAUUACCCGAGCGAAAGAAGGAAAACCGUACAAGGGAGAAGCGGCAACGAUCGAAAACAACACACACACGAAGUAGAAGCUUCCGGUAACGUUCAUCCACUUACAAUGGAGAAGAGUGACACAACCACUGCCAGUCGUCAUGAAGCCAACAGCUCUCCAGCACUAUUGAUCACGACUUUGUUGCUAGUUGUCGCCCUUGGAAUACAUACUCUUCUGUAACUGUAUAUACAUAUA
Molecule: messenger RNA, 1899 nt
Organism: Octopus bimaculoides (California two-spot octopus)
Lineage: Eukaryota; Metazoa; Mollusca; Cephalopoda; Octopoda; Octopodidae
Source: RefSeq, a predicted model, not a curated record